This is a messenger RNA of Amaranthus tricolor (Joseph's coat), 2839 nucleotides long. RefSeq names its product cyclin-dependent kinase G-2-like. Gene Ontology annotation, molecular function: ATP binding; cyclin-dependent protein serine/threonine kinase activity. Lineage: Eukaryota; Viridiplantae; Streptophyta; Magnoliopsida; Caryophyllales; Amaranthaceae. The transcript has 5 exons. Gene Ontology annotation, biological process: regulation of mitotic cell cycle; protein phosphorylation. Gene Ontology annotation, cellular component: nucleus. The coding region runs from base 518 to 2137 and encodes 539 amino acids. The record is from RefSeq and is a predicted model, not a curated record.
AACUUACGCGUUUUCCCAAUUUAUUUAGGUCUCGAAUAUUCGUACAUAUUUUUAUUUCCAAUUAUUUGCCUUCACCUGCAGGAUUAUCCUCCUCUUUGCUUCUCUCUCCUUCCAUCCUCAUCUUUUCGUUGACGAAUUCGAUCCAAGGCUUAUCGUUCUGUUCUUUCUUCAAAUUCUCCGGUAAGAUCUUCGGUUUCUUGUUGCUUCUGAAUCCAGUUUUCUGAGGUGAAAGGGUUUGAUUUUCAAGGGUUUUGCCCUCCUUUUUUCGUGUUUGAUUUUUCUCAGAUCUGUUAUUUUCCUGGAUUUUUACCUAUUGUUCUUAAUCAAUUUCAUCCUGCAAACGCUGUUUUCCCUUAUUUGUCGCGUGUAAUUCAAGGAUCUGUUGAUUUGUCGUAAUCUAAAAAUCUAAGGGUUAGGGUUUCAAAUAGGAAUCAAAUUCUCAAUUGAUUUCUUAUUUUUAGUUAACUUGAGGAUUGUUGUGUGUUUGGUUUGUUGUUCGUGUUGAAUUUUUGAUACCAUGGCGUCAGGCAAUGUCAGUGUUUCAAGACGUAGAGAUUUCACUCACGUUUCGCGAAGAAUCUUUGAUUGUAACGGUGGCAGCAGUUUUGGGGCUAAGAUUAGGUCUGAUUCUGAAAGUUAUGUUAGGUCGGAGUAUGGAUCUAGAAAGAAGGGUCCGUUUGACAAUGAUAUUGAAGUUAAAGUUGAGGAUUCUUUCCAAGUCGAUGGAGGAAUUCAGAAGAAGAGGAAAUUAUCUCCUGCUGUAUGGAAUGAUAAAGUGAUAAACUCAGAUGAUGAUGAUGAUGAUCAGGAGCCAGGCCAACUUGAUGAAGAGGAUUUUACCCACGCACCUAAUAUUUUGACGUCCCGUUGGGCAUACGACGAUGUCGACCGUGAUAUGAGCGGAGUUGUUAUGAAAGGAGAGGACUCUAAGGUGAUAAGGUCGAGUCCCCAUAGUGUUGUUACCCAAAAAGAGAGUUCGGAUGUUUCUGAUAGAGGAUGUUUGCGGAGAGUCCAUAGUGAAGAUGAAUGUUUUGAGAGUGAUUCAAAGAGGGAUGAUUACAUGGAGCUUGAUGCGAGUGAUGGUGAGGAUUGUGCUGCGAUUGAUGACUGUGGAGAGCCUGGGGUUUCCGGGAAAGGAAAUAGAAAUAUGCUUCAGGGAUGCAGAAGUGUGUUCAAGUAUAAGAAGCUUAAUAAAAUUAGUGAAGGCAGCUAUGGUAUUGUGUACAAAGCAAGAGAUGAAGAAAGUGGAGAGCUUGUUGCCUUAAAGAAGAUGAAGUUGGGUGACCAAAGAGAGGGGUUUCCUGUUUAUUACUUGAGGGAAAUAAAUACUCUUGUGUCCUUGAAUCAUCCUUCAAUUGUGAAUGUUCGAGAAGUAGUGGUUGAUGAUAGCCCGGAUGGCUUUGAUAGCAUUUAUAUGGUGAUGGACCAUGUAGAGCAUGAUCUUAAGGCUUUAAUGCAGACUAGGAAGCAGCCUUUCAGAUAUAGUGAAAUUAAGUGUUUAAUGCUUCAACUUUUGGAGGGUGUUAAAUAUCUUCAUCAUAAUUGGGUGCUACAUAGAGAUUUGAAGACUUCAAAUCUUUUGGUAAAUAACAAGGGAGAGCUAAAGAUAUGCGACUUUGGUAUGGCACGCCAAUAUGGUAGCCCGUUGAAGCCUUAUACUGCUUUGGUGGUUACUCUUUGGUACAGGGCUCCUGAACUUCUUCUUGGAGCUACAGAGUACUCAACUGCUGUGGAUAUGUGGUCUGUGGGUUGCAUCAUGGCUGAACUAUUGGCCAAUAAACCCUUAUUUGAUGGGAAAACAGAGAUUGAGCAGCUUAACAAGAUGUUUGCAAUAUUGGGCACACCUAAUGACAGAAUGUGGCCAGGAUUUUCUCAAUUGCCUGGGCACAAGUUCAACUUUAUUCGCCAACCGUACAAUCAAUUGCAUAAGAAGUUUCCUCGCACGUCUUUUACAGGUGCUCCUGCACUUUCUGACAUGGGGCUUGAUUUGUUGAGCCGUCUAUUAACCUAUGACCCUGAAAAGAGGAUAACCGCAGAAGAGGCUCUUGAUCAUCCUUGGUUCAAGGAAGUUCCUCUUCCGAACUCUAGGGAGUUUGUGCCUACUUUUUCAGAGGACAAGGUUGUAUUGUCAAGAUAAGGAACAGGGCCUAAUUAUUUACUUUACCACAAAUCAAUUGUGGUCCUUUCUUUCAUCUUUUUUCAUAUGGAUUUGGUGGCAGUAAUAUUCAUAUCAGGAUUUUAACUAGAGGCUGGUCGGGUAACUAUGAAUGUGAAGAAUGGCGGAUGAGGUUUGAAUGUGCAUCGAAGAUGAUUGUGCAUUGAAGGGCAGUUUGCAGUGGUGUUCAGGGCUCGGGUAGCUUCUAUUUUUGAAGAUGAUGUGCAUUUCACUCUGCAAUUGGCUGCAAUAUUGAUUCCAUUGGAUUUGUGUAUGAUUGUUGGAAGUUUUAGAUUUCUUGACUGAUUAUAAACCUGGUUUUACUACCAUCAUGUCCUAUGCUCUUACAGAUUCGGGCCAAUUUUGGUGAUUGAAACAUAAUGGCCUUCCCUGUCACUGGAUUGACUAGCUAAUGGUGAAGCUUUUCUGGAGCAGUUGUUGGGACUGAGGAAAGAAGCUGCAUCUCUUAGCCACCUGCAGGCACAUGCAUGAACUUGUCAGGUGGGAAGUAUUAGUUCUCUGUUCCACCCGACAUAAUAGUCUUCAUGUUCUUUCAUUUGUAACUCUGCUAUAAUUUGGUCAUCUUACAAUCUUACAUAAUGGAUAUUAUAAGGAAUUCUUGUAAAUAUAAAUCCUUGUGUACAUUCUUUCUCGACUGGUUAUUGAGUACCAUAAUUUUCAUAA